AUGAAAUCAUGGGCUAUUAAAAAUAAAAAUGUUCUUAUAGCAACUAAACGUGUUGAAUAUGAUUUACCACCAAAAUUUAUUGAAAAAGUUGAUUUAUCUUUUAAAAUAGAUGAAUCUAUUAUUAGUCGAGAAGAAAUACAAAUUAUAUAUAAUCAAAUGCGUGAAAUUGCAAAAGAUUUUCGUUUGAAAGUCAUGACACUCUAUACACAAUCAAUAAUUCGAGAAAAAGAAUUACUAACAAAAGAAAUUGAACGUAUUAUUCAAGGCUUUCCACAAGAAAAUGAUGAUGGAUUCGAUGCUGAGCCUAGUUUUGCUGCAUUUAAACAAUAUCAUGAAUUACGUCCAAGAUUUAUAUUUAAUGAUCCUAAAACAGCAUCAAGAAGACGAACAAUUGAAUUAAAAACCUUAAAACGAAAGAUAGAAUCUCGUUUUUUACAAAAGGGUAUUAAACCAGGUCGUCCAGUUGUUCACUUUAUAGCUGAAUUAGAUGUUCUUCUUCAGAAACUUCAUAAUAUUCCAAUAUCAAAACAAAAUAAGAAUAUUAAUCUUAAAACUUCAAAUAAUAUAAAUGUAAAUCAAAUCAUAGAAAAUCAAUUCUCUCAAUCACAAAAUAUAAAUAUAAAACCACCAAAAAAUAAUAAAAAGAAAAAGACUUAUCACAGAUUAAUCAAAAGACUAAAAUAUAAAAUCAAAUCAGCGAAUAUUAUUCUAAGAAAAUCAGAUAAAUCAAAAGUAUUUCAUUUAGGUAGAGAAGAAGAUUAUAAUAAAAAAUCUGAAUAUUAUAUGGAAAAAACACAAGCCUAUAAAUGUCUUGGAAAAGAAGAACCAUCACCAGACUUAAUUACUAGAACAAAUAAAUAUUUGUUAGAUCUUCGUCUAGCUAAAUGGAUUACUCAGAAACAAUUCGAACAAUUAUCUAUUAAUCCAAAUGAAGUUGAAUUAGCUCAUUUAUAUUAUUUACCAAAAGCACAUGAACAAGGUACGCCUCUUCGUCCGAUAGUUUCAGGUUUAAAACAUCCAACUGUAAAAAUUUCAAAAUUUCUUGAUGAUUUACUUCGACCACUUUUUCAUAAAAUGGCUAAAGAGACGACAGUUAAUUCAGGUUUUGAAUUAGUCAAACAACGAGAAACAUGGUCUAAAAAUAAUUUAAAACAAGAAACAUUAUUUUGUACAAUAGAUGUUGGUGAUUUAUAUACUAUGGUGCCUCAAAUAGAAGGAGUACUCUCUCUAAAGAAAAUGUUAGAUUAUUUAAAAUUGAAAAAACUUGGUGGUCUCAAAAUUGAAACAAUUAUUAGAUUGAGUCGAUUUGUCAUGAAAAAUAAUUAUUUUUCUUAUAAUGGUCAAUAUUAUCAUCAGAUUAGAGGAGGAGCUAUGGGUUCACCUCUUACUCUGACUAUUGCCAAUUGUUAUAUGUUCUUUUUUGAAAGGAAAAUAGUUCGACAAAUUCACAAUAGUAAUGGUCUAUAUUUUCGAUAUAUUGAUGAUAUAUUUAUAACAAUAAAUUGGCCAUACAGACAUUUAUUAAAACAAAUCGACAGAUGGAAUAAAUUCGAUGAAAAUAUUAAACUUUUUGAAAACAUUGGUUCAAAAGUUGAUUUUUUAGAUUUACAUAUAGAAAAUGAAGAUGGACUACUGUUUACUUCAGUUUUUCAAAAACCAUCUUAUGAACCAUAUUAUUUGCCAUUCAAUAGUAUUCAUCCAUUACAUAUGAAGAAAAAUAUAAUUCAUACGAUGCUUUUAAGAGCUAUUCGAUAUUGCUCAACAUUUCAUACAUAUGUAGAUGAAAGGGAGAAACUAAGAAUGGCAUUAUUAUUAAAUAAAUAUCCGAAUCAAUUUAUCGAAGAACAAUUUAAAAUUAAUUUAGUAAAGUGGAGUAUAGAUCAACCAUUAACAUUUAACAAUUAUAAUAAAUACCGACAAGUAAUUAUAGAAGCUCGAAUAAAGGAAAAAGCUUUAGUUAACUUUGAACAAAUAAUCUUUAUUCAUUUUACAUAUUGUUCAACGAUGAAAUUAUUUCCACAAAAAUUUCAUAAACUCUGGAAUAAAUAUUUCAAUAAUUUACCAAUAAAUGAAAUAACACCAGUUUUAGGUACAAUAAAUGUUAAUAAUUUACACAGAAGGUUGGUGCAAACCAAAUCUUAAAAAUAAAAGAACAAAUAAAUAAAAAAAUAAAAAAUAAACAACUGAUAAUAUUGUGAAUUUUAUUCAUAAUAUAUAAGAAAUAAUAAGAAAUUACAUAUAUGUUUAAAGAGUGUUUUAUAUUUAAAAAUUUAUAGGAAUAACUAUUAUAAUAAGAAACAUAUUUCAAUUCAUUAGAACACCAUUUCAAUCUAUAAAAACAAUUAUUAUGUUCAACUUCGAGGGUGUUAUUUUAUUGUAUUUCAAUUAUAUAAUAAAUUUCCUUAUAUUCAUACAAUUUUAUUUUAUUAUAUUAUUAUAUUCAAAAUAUCUUAUUAUACAGUUAUAACCAUAUUACACACUUAUAAGUUUAUUAUAUUUUUAUAAUUCUAUUAUACAUUUUUAUUUAAUUAUAUUCAAAAAUUUCUCUAUUAUAGAAUUCACAAAUUUCUCUAUUAUGUUAUUUUAAAUAGAAUCCAACAAUAUAUAAAAUUAAAAUAGGGUAUAAUAUAUAUAAUAGAUAUAAUAUUUACGAAAUAUGUUAAAAGUUCUUGUAUUGUAUUAUAUUAUUUUAUCAAUUGAACAAUAUAUGAUAUCAAAAUAAGGUAUAAUAUUUACAAAACACAACAUAUUUAGAAGUUUUUUAUAUGAUAUUAUAUUAUCUUUACAAUUAUAUAAUUAAAUCUAAAAAUUAAUAUAUUUUGAAUUUAAAAUAUUAUUUAAUUACAUUAUAAAAACUAAAUAGUAAUAUUUUAUAUCAUAUUAUCUACACGCUAUAUUUUGUGAUCCAAAAUAAUAACACUAUCUUAUACAAACUCAAAUAAACUUUUUAAACUUUCUUUUACAUUAUGUUAAAAAUAAAGAAAGAUUUAUCAUAGUCUUUAUUAAAAAUAAACACAAUAUUUAAUUUAAACUUAUUCAAAAUAAAAACCCAAAUUUAUAUAUUAUUAAAAACAAAACAUUAAAAAUUUUAUAUAGAAAUUGAGCAUUUAAAAUUUUCAUCACCAAUAUAAAAACAAAACAAUAUAUUACAUCGAAAUUAUUGAGCAUUAAUAAAAUUUUCAUACGCAACAUAAAAAAGGAACAAUGUAUUGCGUUUAAAUUACUGAAAAUUCAACAAGAAGAAGCAAUAUAUUAUACUUAAAUUCAAAUUAUGUUUCAAGCAUUGAAGUUGAAUUAGUAUUUCAACGAAUAAACCAGAAAAUCGUAAAUCGAUCUCUUCUUAAAUAUUUGAUUAUAAUUCAUGUACAUUCAAAAUAUUAGGUUGAACAGUUUCUAUUAGAAAUUAUUAUAUUUUAUAAUAUGUUAGAAUUGAAUUUAACAUCUUUUUGGAUUGGACAUUAGUAUGAAUUCAAUAUUAUGUGAAUUGAACAUUAUUUUAAAUUUAAUAUUAUUCGAAUUGAACAUUGUUUUGAAUUUAAAAUAACUUUGAAUACAAUUGGAUAAAACGAAAUAAAUUACAAUAGAACAUUCAUAAAUUUAUAUAUUAAUCCACAAAUUUAUAAUUAUUAAAUUUAAGUUUCCAUGGAAUUGGAGAAACUACAAUAUUACAUUUAUAAUUUAUUCAGAACAAUUGCCAAUUCAUAUUAUACUUGCAAAAUUAAUAUUAUUAUAAAUAAAAAAUAGUACUUACGAAUAUAUUUAAUUCAAAACAAAAACAAAUAAAAUACUAAAUCAUAUAAAAUAUAACAAAUAAAUAUCAUUUAUAUCAUUUAAUAUAUCAUUUAUUAUAUUACUUUUCAAAAAAACUAAACAUAUAUAUACCUACAAAAUUAUAUUUAUUUAAAUAGAACUUGAAACUCAACAACUACAAAUUUAUAUGAUAAAAGGAAUUAAAUAUAAAAUAAAUACUUCAACAAAAAAUAAAAUAUAAUAUUACCUUUUUCUAUACAAAUAUUUACAAUUUAAUCCUACUAUAUAUACUUAUUUGGCUCGUCGAUUUGUCCUUCGGAACAAUAAACAUUGAACAUAAAUACAUAUUUUAAAUUAAACUUAUACCCUAUCUCAAUUUGCUUCGUUUUGUAGCUUUUCUUUUUAAUUUUUGCUUAAUCCUUGCUUAAUUUUUGCUUAAUUUUUGCUUCCAGAUUUGCUGUAAAUUAUGCUUUUUAUUGUAAAUGCAGAGCCCUGAAGAGUGUUUUAUUAUUUCAAUAAAUAACACGAAACGCGUUGGCAAUAAAAUAUAUAUCUGCAUUUAUUUAUUGAUUGAUUUUUUGUUUUAAGCAAAUUUAUAUUUGAUUUAAUUUAAAUUUAUUAUUAUCGACAAUAAAAAUCGGUUGCUGAAAAGCAAGAGUUGAGAUAUAGCAAUUGAUUUAUAUUUUACAUAGAAAUAGAAAUCAAUUUGUUUCAUUUUGAUUUUACACCCACACCCACACCCACACCCACACCCACACCCACACCC
Messenger RNA from Rotaria sp. Silwood1, 4516 nucleotides. NCBI's taxonomy places the organism in Eukaryota, Metazoa, Rotifera, Eurotatoria, Philodinida, Philodinidae. The record is from the annotation of a GenBank genome assembly.